GUACAUGCGAUGUGGUAAGAGUGUUAACAAAGAUACAACUGUACGUGGAUGACAAAACUUCCUCUUGAAGAAAAGCAUAUAAAUGGGUGAAUUCACACUUGAGAGAGAUGCUUUUCAUACAAGUGUGAGUUAUAAGUUUCACAUUACUUUAAAAAGUGAAGAUUGAACAAUAUAUAAGUGAAAUAACCCAUAAAUCUAAUACUUUAAGGUUUGAGGUUAAGAUGUUGCGUCUAACUGGUCUAACUAAUUUUAUGUAAUUGUUCAAAGUCGAAUGUGAUGUUUUUUUAAAAUUCUUUUUAAUAGCAAAGUCCAAAGCAUUGAUUGUCAGGCCCUCUCAUGACCUAUAAAAAAUAUGGGGAUUACUUUUGGCACCCCUGGUGGUGCUUAUGCACCCUUGAGAAUAACCAAAAGUGUCCAUAUAUUUUGAAGAUGCAUUUUCAGACGCAUCGCAUUCACACUCCAUUCAUUUGUAAGUGAAUCACACCCUCAUUUUUCCAAAAAUGAAUAUGGAGAUGCAUCUUUGUGACUAAUAUCACCAGACCCUCCCCUUUAUCAUUUCUAUAAAAAAUGGAAGUGCACUUCUUAUUUUGUCUAAAUAAUAAAUUUCAGAAAUACGGAAGUGCACUUCCGCAUUUUGUCUGUAUUAUUUGAUUUUGAUGUCUUUCAUCUGAGUUUGAUUGUUUCUUCUUUGUCUGUUUUAUUUAUAGGUAAAAUGGGUGACAACCAAGAACGAUUAAUGCAUUGUAGAGUGUCAUAGCAUGCAUCUGUUUAAAAGGAGAGAGCUCGACACUCACGAACACUCAUUGGUGCUAGUUCAUUUGAUACAUAAGUGUCUCCUGCUACUGCCUCGGAAGCCCCACCAAUCCAAGUUGAUGCACUUACUAUUGAUGUUGUCGUACCUAAGGGUGUUCAUGAGGAAAUCGGAGGAGGCCCAUAUGACCCUUCACUACUACCUCUGUAUGAAAACUAUGUUGUUAGGCAUGUGUGAGACAAAGAGUACCAUGAUGUUUUAAAAUGCAUCAACCAUGGUAGGAAGGUUGUGAGGCUGCAACGUCCUAAGGAGCAAUAAUUUAAUAAUGCCAUGCAACUAUCUAGGCUGCAAGAUUUACACAUGACCAAUUAUGUUGUUAUUAACCAUGGUAUGAUGUUAUCUUUCAUUAAGAGAUGUCACUUAGAGAUGUCAUAUUUUCAUCUUACGCAUGGUGACAAGUCCAUCAAACUGGAUGAUGUGUUAUCUCUACUACAUCUUAACUUAUAUUGUGUCAUUUCGUAUUCGGUAUAGCAUUAGCAGCCUAUUUUAACUUAUAUUAUGUAACACCGUUAUCUCAUUUCAUUUGCCUCUAAACUAAAAACAAUUCACAUUCCAAAAUUUUAAAGUGGUAGGUGUGUGAAUUCUUUCACUUAAAAUUAUUUAAGUCUCCACAUUUUAAAUCAAUAUGAGACUUUGUCAGACAACUUAUAUUUGUUAUUCUCAACACUUCCCUCAAAUGUGAGUCUAAUCACAAUGCUCUCCUUUAAACGGAAGUAUUUUACACUUGUACCGCCAUUGAUACUUUUCAACGGAUCACCUCAUAUCCAAUAAAAAAUUUCGAUACAAAUGAGUCGAUCCCUUCACUUGAACCAACAACUCAUAAUAUACUAACUAUUGAGUCAUCAUUGAAGUUUUUUUAUGAACAAUACACUUUUAUGAGAGACACACCACAUAUUCACUCAAAAUCUUAAAGUAAUAGACAUGUGGAUUGUCUCACUUAUAAUAACCCAAAUCUCUAUAUUUCAGACUUCUUUACACAACUCACACUUGCUAUUCUAAAAAAACUGAUAUAAUUUUUGUACAUCUCAGCAACAUUUGGUUAAUUCAAUCGAGCAUAAGAAUUAACUACAACUUACCUAUAAAUUAUAGUUUAAAUAUCUAUUAAAUUGAAUUCACCAUAAUUUCUUCAUAUAUUUAACGAGAUAUGGCCAAAACUGUAAAGUUAAAGGUGUGCUUCUAUCAUUGUCCUUUUUAAAAUAUUUUGUCUCUUCUUGAAUGUUUUGAUUCGAGUCCUCUCCUGUAUUCUUUCUUUUUCUUCUAUGUUUUUUGCGUGUUGCAAAAAAAUAGUAUAAACAACUUAUACACGUGAAAAAUGUAGUUAUAUUUGAUAUUUUAUAAAUAAAAACUUUAUAUAAUUUUACCUAGUACCUAGAUUCAUUGUAUUAUAAAUAUGUCUAACAUGGGAUAAGGUAUUUCCACACCAUAUUGUCGCAUAGAUUCCAUCACAAAGAAUCAAAACAGAAAACAUGCUAAUGCAACAAACUUAUUGGAGGCCAAAUAGCGUGAUCUUGCAAAAGCCAUGCCUCCAUAGAUGUUUUCAGGUUGGGUUGUCAAGGCCAUUGUUGACAAAGAAAAAGAAAGAGAGGAAAUUUAAGAAUGAGUGCAUGAAAAUCAAAGCUGUGGCUGUGAGUGAAGAAGCAAUAGAAAGAAAAUCAGUUGAAGUGAAAGCUAUAGUGACUGUUAAGCCAGUGGUUGAAGGGGUUCUCUCAAACGUGGGACUACAAAGAGGUCUUGAUAAAAUAAGUGAUUUGAUGGGUAAAUCAAUUCUCUUGGAGCUUGUUAGCUCUGAGCUAGAUCCAAAGACAAAAUUAGAGAAGAGAAGAAUCAAAGGUUACGUUCGUUUGACGAAUCGAUCAGCACAAGAAGUAAAAUAUGAAGCUGAAUUUGAAGUACCAGCAAAUUUUGGAGAGAUUGGUGCUAUUCUUGUGGAAAAUGAACAUAGAAAGGAAAUAUUCAUGAGAGAAAUUGUUCUUGAUGGAUUUCUCACUGGUCCUGUUAAAUUUUCUUGUGAAUCUUGGGUUCGUUCCAAGUUUGACAACCCUACUAAGAGAGUGUUUUUUUCAAACAAGUCAUAUUUGCCUUCUGAAACACCAGAAGGAUUGAAAAUGUUAAGAGAAGGGGAACUGAUAAGUUUACGAGGCAAUGGACAAGGCGAACGCCAAUGGUUUGAUCGAAUAUAUGACUAUGAUGUGUAUAAUGACCUUGGAGAUCCUGACACCGAUCCCAAACACAAGAGACCUGUUCUCGGUGGCAGUGAACAUCCAUAUCCUAGACGUUGUAGAACCGGAAGACCUCGUUGUAAUACUGAUCCAUUGUCUGAGAAAAGAAGCAGCAGUGUCUACGUGCCUAGGGACGAAUGCUUCUCUAGUGUAAAACAACUCGUAAUUUCAGAAAAUACCUUACAGUCUGUUUUCAAUCCUCUUUUCUCGGGUUUGAAAACAUCUGUAAUUGACAAGAAUCUUGGAUUCCCUCUUUUCUCAUCCAUAGAUGACCUUUUCAAUGAAGGAUAUACCUUGCCUCCUCAAAAGGAGAAAGGAUUUCUUAGGACUGUGUUGCUGCGGUUGGCCAGGCUUGUCAGUGAUGCUACGGUUCUUCGUUUUCAGACUCCCGCCACAGUGGAUAAGGACAGAUUCUUUUGGUUUAGAGAUGAAGAAUUUGGAAGACAGACUAUAGCUGGUCUUAAUCCUUGUUGCAUCCAAUUGGUUACGGAAUGGCCAUUGAAAAGCAAACUUGACCCUAAUAUUUAUGGUCCUGCGGAAUCAGCAAUAACUACGGAAAUAAUUGAACAACAAAUCGGAGGACUCCUUACUGUUGAAGAGGCCAUAGAACAGAAGAAGUUGUUCAUUCUAGACUACUAUGAUUUUUUCAUGCCAUUAGUAGAGGAAGUUAGAAAACUUGAAGGCACAACAUUGUAUGGCUCGAGGACUUUGUUCUUUCUAACACCCGAUGGCGCAUUAAGACCACUAGCAAUUGAGCUAGCUCGGCCGCUGAUGAAUGGAAAGCCACAGUGGAGGCAAGUGUUCACACCUUCUUGGCACUCAACUGAAGUUUGGCUUUGGAGACUUGCCAAAACUCAUGUCCUUGCUCAUGAUGCUGGCUUUCACCAACUUGUUAGUCACUGGUUGCGAACUCAUUGUAGUACAGAACCAUACAUCAUUGCAACAAACAGGCAACUCAGUGCAAUGCAUCCAAUCUACAGAUUAUUACUUCCACAUUUUAGAUACACACUGGAAAUCAAUGCACUUGCACGUGAAAAGCUAAUAAAUGUCGAUGGAAUAAUAGAGAGUUAAACUACCCAUAUUAAACUACCCAUAUUUUUUAUACACCUCUUUAUUAAAGUACAUGCGAUGUGGUAAGAGUGUUAACAAAGAUACAACUGUACGUGGAUGACAAAACUUCCUCUUGAAGAAAAGCAUAUAAAUGGGUGAAUUCACACUUGAGAGAGAUGCUUUUCAUACAAGUGUGAGUUAUAAGUUUCACAUUACUUUAAAAAGUGAAGAUUGAACAAUAUAUAAGUGAAAUAACCCAUAAAUCUAAUACUUUAAGGUUUGAGGUUAAGAUGUUGCGUCUAACUGGUCUAACUAAUUUUAUGUAAUUGUUCAAAGUCGAAUGUGAUGUUUUUUUAAAAUUCUUUUUAAUAGCAAAGUCCAAAGCAUUGAUUGUCAGGCCCUCUCAUGACCUAUAAAAAAUAUGGGGAUUACUUUUGGCACCCCUGGUGGUGCUUAUGCACCCUUGAGAAUAACCAAAAGUGUCCAUAUAUUUUGAAGAUGCAUUUUCAGACGCAUCGCAUUCACACUCCAUUCAUUUGUAAGUGAAUCACACCCUCAUUUUUCCAAAAAUGAAUAUGGAGAUGCAUCUUUGUGACUAAUAUCACCAGACCCUCCCCUUUAUCAUUUCUAUAAAAAAUGGAAGUGCACUUCUUAUUUUGUCUAAAUAAUAAAUUUCAGAAAUACGGAAGUGCACUUCCGCAUUUUGUCUGUAUUAUUUGAUUUUGAUGUCUUUCAUCUGAGUUUGAUUGUUUCUUCUUUGUCUGUUUUAUUUAUAGGUAAAAUGGGUGACAACCAAGAACGAUUAAUGCAUUGUAGAGUGUCAUAGCAUGCAUCUGUUUAAAAGGAGAGAGCUCGACACUCACGAACACUCAUUGGUGCUAGUUCAUUUGAUACAUAAGUGUCUCCUGCUACUGCCUCGGAAGCCCCACCAAUCCAAGUUGAUGCACUUACUAUUGAUGUUGUCGUACCUAAGGGUGUUCAUGAGGAAAUCGGAGGAGGCCCAUAUGACCCUUCACUACUACCUCUGUAUGAAAACUAUGUUGUUAGGCAUGUGUGAGACAAAGAGGUAAAAUUUAUUAGUAUUUAUUCCUUAAAACACAUGUGUUACAAUAUUCAAACUUUAUGACAAUGAUGUAUUUUUUCAUAGUACCAUGAUGUUUUAAAAUGCAUCAACCAUGGUAGGAAGGUUGUGAGGCUGCAACGUCCUAAGGAGCAAUAAUUUAAUAAUGCCAUGCAACUAUCUAGGCUGCAAGAUUUACACAUGACCAAUUAUGUUGUUAUUAACCAUGGUAUGAUGUUAUCUUUCAUUAAGAGAUGUCACUUAGAGAUGUCAUAUUUUCAUCUUACGCAUGGUGACAAGUCCAUCAAACUGGAUGAUGUGUUAUCUCUACUACAUCUUAACUUAUAUUGUGUCAUUUCGUAUUCGGUAUAGCAUUAGCAGCCUAUUUUAACUUAUAUUAUGUAACACCGUUAUCUCAUUUCAUUUGCCUCUAAACUAAAAACAAUUCACAUUCCAAAAUUUUAAAGUGGUAGGUGUGUGAAUUCUUUCACUUAAAAUUAUUUAAGUCUCCACAUUUUAAAUCAAUAUGAGACUUUGUCAGACAACUUAUAUUUGUUAUUCUCAACACUUCCCUCAAAUGUGAGUCUAAUCACAAUGCUCUCCUUUAAACGGAAGUAUUUUACACUUGUACCGCCAUUGAUACUUUUCAACGGAUCACCUCAUAUCCAAUAAAAAAUUUCGAUACAAAUGAGUCGAUCCCUUCACUUGAACCAACAACUCAUAAUAUACUAACUAUUGAGUCAUCAUUGAAGUUUUUUUAUGAACAAUACACUUUUAUGAGAGACACACCACAUAUUCACUCAAAAUCUUAAAGUAAUAGACAUGUGGAUUGUCUCACUUAUAAUAACCCAAAUCUCUAUAUUUCAGACUUCUUUACACAACUCACACUUGCUAUUCUAAAAAAACUGAUAUAAUUUUUGUACAUCUCAGCAACAUUUGGUUAAUUCAAUCGAGCAUAAGAAUUAACUACAACUUACCUAUAAAUUAUAGUUUAAAUAUCUAUUAAAUUGAAUUCACCAUAAUUUCUUCAUAUAUUUAACGAGAUAUGGCCAAAA
This is a messenger RNA of Vicia villosa (hairy vetch), 6195 nucleotides long. Its product is annotated as linoleate 13S-lipoxygenase 2-1, chloroplastic-like. Gene Ontology annotation, biological process: lipid oxidation. The transcript has 9 exons. NCBI's taxonomy places the organism in Eukaryota, Viridiplantae, Streptophyta, Magnoliopsida, Fabales, Fabaceae. Gene Ontology annotation, molecular function: protein binding; metal ion binding; oxidoreductase activity, acting on single donors with incorporation of molecular oxygen, incorporation of two atoms of oxygen. The record is from RefSeq and is a predicted model, not a curated record. Bases 2278 to 4101 code for a protein of 607 amino acids.